This is a messenger RNA of Dufourea novaeangliae, 1263 nucleotides long. RefSeq names its product probable serine/threonine-protein kinase roco5. NCBI's taxonomy places the organism in Eukaryota, Metazoa, Arthropoda, Insecta, Hymenoptera, Halictidae. The transcript has 3 exons. Bases 183 to 701 code for a protein of 172 amino acids. The record is from RefSeq and is a predicted model, not a curated record.
UUGUGUACUGUUCGCUUGUCCCCGGCCGGUCCUGCCAGUCUUUCGAGUAUCUGCUUGUCUGUCGCUUGUUCAAAUCGGGGGAUGCUGUGUAAUUUUGAUUUCGCGUCCAGUCAUAUUUUGGUAUAGACAAACUUAAUCGAGAGUGUCUGUUUUAACAAUCUAGAUUAUCUGACCGCGACGUGAUGCGUUUUAAGAAUCUAUUGGCACAGCGUGGUUCGUACGAAUACCUGGCCCGAAGGAAUCACUGUUUGGCCGUAGGAUACACAAAUAUGUACUGCUAUAAAAAAAACCGGUUUCACCGUAACACCACUACAAGUUCACGUAGUGUCAUCGUGUCCAGUGAUUCGCCGCUGCAAAGUUCUGCACCCCUGGUAAGCUAUGACGUACCGGACGACGCGUGUCUUAGUAAAAUCACGCCGACCACACCUACCACACCUACAACGCCUACCACUCCGGUGACGAUCAAGCCGUUGAAUUCCGACUCCGCCACCGACACCGACACCGAGACGAUCGAGAAUGCCUUACCGAUCCCGCAGAUCGUUCUCCCGAUAUCGGAGCCCCAGACGAGGAUCGAGAAUCUCGGCCGAAAUGGAAUCGAUUCGGACCAAAGGAAGAAACCGCGCGGCCGACACGACGACGACUCAUGCGUGGUCGAUUGUAUAUAUUUCACGCAGCAGUGCUGCGAAUGCGUGAUAGUUUAACGGUCCAGAAGACCCUCGACGCGCAAAUUAAUCGAUCAUUCCACGAUCUCCCGUGAUCCUGAAAAUUCCAGUCGAGGAAUGGCUCAGAAGCUGCGAACAAACGCUUCCUUCCAGCGCUAAGAUAGAUUAUCACGUAUAUAAAUACUAAAGACUCCUCUCGAUUAUCGUCUGGCUUGUUCUAUACGAUUAUUGUCCAGGCAUCAUCCCCACCACUGAGGGGGAGGCCGUGGAUCCUGUCAAGCGCAAACUUUGUUGCCAGUUUCCGGCAAAAAAAGAAUCGACGAAGGUCUGAAGCAUUUCUUCCUAUAAUAUUAUUGUCCCGGCGCGGACCCGAGUUCGGAACAAUAAUCGAGAGGAGUCCAAAACAUCAUGUGACCUAUGACCAAUGGCGAUUGCCUUAUAAUUAGUUACGUCACACGUAAACAUUUAAGUACGUUUCAUGUUUGACAAAACAGGCGGAAUAUCGUGAAUUUCAUUCCAUUAGAGUUAUUGCGGAACGAGUAGUGAAUCUUGCUUACUGGUACGUUCCUUUGUUUCAUUUCGUUUAGUAAAUGAAAGUUAU